Messenger RNA from Pogona vitticeps (central bearded dragon), 1021 nucleotides. Lineage: Eukaryota; Metazoa; Chordata; Lepidosauria; Squamata; Agamidae. The record is from RefSeq and is a predicted model, not a curated record.
UUUUGAGGUGAAGAACAUGAAUGUAACAAGAUCUCCUCUUGUUCCGCUUCGAACUACAGCAAGAGCUUUGUUUCCUGAAAAUGAGUACAAAGAUUCUGGAGAUGCAGAACUUCACAUUAUUUUUUAUCAAUUUGACAAUUUAAUGCAAAACAUCAUCAUUGGCUUCAUUCUCCUUAUCAGCCUUUUGGGUCUUGUGGGAAAUGGAGUGGUCAUCUGGCUUCUUGGCUUCCGAAUUAAAAGGAACCCUUACACCACCUACAUCCUCAACCUCUCCGUAGCCGACUUUGGUGUUCUCGUCUGUCUAAUUUUUACAGCUAUAUCAAAGUCUGUGGACAUUCUGAAUGGGAGAAAUCAUUUCGACUAUUUGUACUUUUAUAUAAAUUUUGAUUUGUUUUUCUUUGCUUACUCUACUAGCCAGUUCCUGUUGGCAGCCAUCAGCAUUGAGAGAUGUAUGGCUGCUUUUUUCCCCCUUUGGCAUCGAUGCCACCGGCCACCACAUUUGUCCGCCAUCGCUUGCGCCCUCAUAUGGAUCCUCUCCUCCCUGCUUCCUGCAGUGAACAUCACUCUCCAUGUGACUAAUAUUUCAUUCACCCACGAUGUCUUAUUUCAGCUUAUUGUGAAUGUUUUCCUUUGUGCACCCCUCAUGCUCAUCUCCACUCUGACCUUUUUCAUUAAAUUCUACAGUAAAGCAAAUCAACUCCAGCGGGGAAAGCUCAUCACAGCUAUCCUACUGGCACUCCUUUUCUUCCUUAUCUUUGCUUUUCCUCUUAAUUUGAUUUAUAUAAUUUUAUACAUUUUUUCUAUUCACUUUUCUUUUGUGACCCUUCUCUCCUUGAUACUAAUUGGCCUUUUGUGUGCUUCCCUUAACAGUAGUAUCAACCCACUUAUUUAUUUCUUGGUAGGAAAAAGACUGAGGCAGAGUCACGCGAGGGUGUCUAUCAAGGUGGCACUCCAAAGGGUUUUUGAUGAUGACCAAGACUGCAAACGAGAGCAGAACACCAAAAGUGAAAGCCUGGAAUGA